Pocillopora damicornis (cauliflower coral) is the source of this 2113-nucleotide messenger RNA. RefSeq lists its product as uncharacterized. NCBI's taxonomy places the organism in Eukaryota, Metazoa, Cnidaria, Anthozoa, Scleractinia, Pocilloporidae. The record is from RefSeq and is a predicted model, not a curated record. Gene Ontology annotation, molecular function: calcium ion binding.
UUAAAGUAAAAAGAAAUCAACAACAUUUCCCCUUCACAUUUCGUGUGCUGCCUGCAAAAAUUCAGACUACCUGGAGGUUUUUACAGACCAUAAAAGGAUGUUUCGUCCAUGCCUUAUCUUCCUAAGCAUCGUUGUAACCUGGGCUCUAGAUUGCAAUAAACCAGUUGGUAUUGGAGAUGGAACACUCUCAGAUUCAGCGAUGACUGCAAAUUCCGAGAUCAAUAAAUGGCAUGGAGCUAGGGAAGGAAGGUUAAAUAACUAUAAAGGAAAACCAGGAAACCCAGGGAUUGGCGCUUGGUGUGCGGACAAAAAGGAUUCUAACCAAUAUCGUUAUAUACAGUUCGACUUGGGUUCCGUGCGUAAAAUUGGAAAGAUCGCCACUCAGGGUCGUAACACGUCAUCGUUCCAAUACGUUAAAAGUUACAGAAUACUUUACAGCGAGACUGGCAACGUAUUCUCGGGAAUAAGAGAUAUAAAUCAGAACGAAGUGGUAUUUGCUGGCAACACGGACAAAAAUUCAAUUGUGACGAAUGAUAUACCUAGUGCUGGAAGAAAUAUUAAGGCCAGGUACAUUCAAGUGAUUCCCAUUGACUUCAGGGCUAACAUUUGCAUGCGUUUUGAGCUCUACGAGUGUGUGGAGUCGGUGCCCACAACUUCUGCUCCCCCACCAGCCACGACUAGUCCUCCAUGUUUGCUUCUCCUAUUUCUUCAAGACAUCAACGAAUGCUCAGAAAGUAAUGGCGGCUGCAGUCAGCUGUGUGAAAACACGGCUGGAACCUUUAAUUGUAAGUGCCGUGAUGGCUUCAGAUUGCAAAAUGACGGGAAGACAUGCAAAGACAUCGACGAAUGUGCAGAAAGCAUUGAUUUGUGUACUCAGAACUGUCAUAAUACCGAGGGAAGUUAUACCUGCAGCUGUAACGCUGGAUACAGACUCGCCUCGAACAAGUACACUUGCGAAAACAUCGAUGAGUGCCAGGAAGGUACUUCUGGAUGCAACCAGAUCUGCACAGAUACCCUUGGAAGCUUCAAAUGUAGCUGUAGGACCGGUUACAAACUGAAGUCAGACAUGAAGACUUGUGAAGAUAUAGAUGAGUGUCUGGACAGUAAUGGGGGAUGCAGUGACACUUGUCAAAAUUUGGUGGGUUCGUACAUUUGCAUCUGUCCUAACGGCUACCAACUUGAUGGAACUGGAAAGAAAUGCAUUGACAAAGAUGAGUGCGCUCUUGCAAACGGUGGAUGUCAACACACCUGUGAGAACAGUGUUGGUAGCUUCUCAUGCUCCUGUAACGAUGGGUAUAAACUCAAUUCUGAUGGCUUAACUUGCUCAGACAUCGAUGAAUGCUCAGAUGGUUCAGCACAGUGUGACCCAAAAAGCACCACUUGUAAUAACCUUAUACCUGACUAUGAAUGCAAGUGUAAACCAGGAUACAUUGUGAUAAGCAAUGAUAAAUACAAGUGCAAAGCUCCAACUUGCCCAGCACUUGUCCAAUCAAUGGGAACCACCGUUUUUCCAUCAACUUGCCUACAAGAUCAGGUCAUGGAGGCCGGCGAUUUGUGUAAAUUCAGCUGCACCGACGGGUUCGAGCUGCCAGAUAACGAAGAUACCCUCAUCUGCCUAGCUACCGGAAACUGGAAUGCAUCAAUAAUAAACUGCAAAAGAGUAAGCUGUCCUAAGCUGGUUGCUCCUGCAAAUGGAAAGCUGAAUCCAGAUACUUGUGCUUCUGAAGGAGGCCAUUAUCAAGGAAAGUGCGGGUACGUUUGUAACAGUGGUUAUACCUUGUCAGGGGUUCAGAUCAAGAAUUGCCUGAGCAGUGGACAAUGGGACAGCCAGGAAGAACCAACAUGCAUUCAAAACUAUCAGGAUCCUUAUAUAACAUGUCCAGAUAACGUGCAAGUUGAUCUUUCUCCUGGUGCCAAUGAAGCAGACGUUUCGGCCUUGCUCCAGGAUCCCACGUCCAAUCAACCACCUUCCAGAAUAACAAUCACACCGGCAGAGUACUUCAAAGACAAAAUGUUUCCAGCCGGCACAACGUAUUUGAAUUACGUGGCAACAAACGAAGUCGGAAAAACAGCCCAGUGUCAGACUGUGAUCAUCGUCGUCGGUAUUCAUUGA